ACUGGCUGCUUAUCCCAGGUUGUGACAACUUACCCCAUGUAGUGUGACAUGCUCCGCUAUUGGGAAGGAUUUAUUUAUUUAUUUAUAUUUUGUAUAGAAAAUACUUUACUGUAGGCUAGGCUACUGCAUUGACAGUGAUUUUUAAACAACCUACUCUGAGAAAUAUUCACUAUACAGUAAAAAUAAUGACCCGGUCUCCAUGCAAAACUGCUAUCCUGCUGUGUGUAUAAAAUUUACAUAGCCUAUUUAUAAUAUUUUGUUGGCUACCAAUCCCUUAAUUUAUCAACUGACGUAGUAUCAACAAUGCACGGACACUACUGUAUUCAUCUCCGCAGGGUAGGCCUAGCCUACUUUAGAAAUAGUGUGUUUGUGUUUUUCAUUGUGUGGAAGGGCCGUUUUACUGUGACGCUUAUCUGAUUUUUAAGACAUUAAGAUGCUCCAAACUAAUUUGCAUACAAAGGUUUGAUGUACACUAAACUGAUGACAGCUUGUUAUAGCGUCUGUAUUGUCUAAUAUAGUAACGUGAACGUGUCAGUAGGCUAACUUAAUCCUCUUAUUAUUAUGAAACAUCCAUUUUUUCAAUUACUAGAAGUGUAUUAAAAAUUUAGUAGGCAUAAUAUAUGUGACAGGGCACUUUCGCCCCCCUGCUGAUAGCCUACUGUUACCCUAACACCCACCCACCUCCAUACAGACAGACAAAACAACUAAACAAAGGAGUAGACCCACACCCUAUACAGAAAACGUCAUCAUUGUUUAAAAAGUUGAUAAAUUGACUAAAAUUAGCCUACAUAGUGUUCUAAAACUAACAUUAACCUGUUAAUAAUUACAUAGUACACAACCCGUUUACAUAAAUUCUCUCCACGGUUACAUUAUUAACAUUAGUUUUACAACAGGUUAUACUUGUAGGCUACCUGCACUGCGCCGUUACAUUUCUGCGCAUGCGCAACCUCACCUGGCGGUUUCCUUGUUGUAAGGAAACGAUAGUUGAAUUGUUGAUAACUGUAGAACUGUAUGUUGCGAGAGGAUCGCUUAAAAGCAUCCCCAAGAACUUGGACGAACAUAUAGGCUACCAUUCGCCAAUUUUUCCGAAAAUGCCUCGAGCAUUCUUGGUCAAAAAAGUGAACAUCGCUACUGGAAAAAGAAGCUGGAGUGAGAUUCCGGAUUCUGCGCGUGGGGACAUAUACAUACCUGAGUCCCUUUUUCCACCAUAUGUGCAUGAAGUCUCUGAGGGAAGCAUUGCAGAAUACUCCUGCUUCACAACUGCACAAAAAAACAACACAUUUCUGAAUGUCCUGUCUGCAAAGCUGCCAUCCUCUGCUGCACAGGGUCAACCUAAUCACAAGCCAGAAUGCUGCAUGAGGACCCAAAGAGUGCCUUACUUGCGCUCAAAGAUAAAGAUAACUACAGGUAAUAUGCCGUCUCGUCUGUCAGUCAUCCCAGAACAUGCAAGCAAAUUAGCAGAUAUUUUACCUGCUGCAUCAGUAUUAUCCUGCCAGGUAUGUCAGAAGACAUUCACUACAGCACGUAUGCUGAAACGCCAUGUGAAGUGCCACAGCGAAACAAAGAAGUACACUUGUGAGCACUGUGGAAAAGGAUUUAAUGACACUUUUGACCUGAAGAGGCAUAUACGUACUCAUACUGGUGUGAGACCCUAUAAGUGCACUUUGUGUGCUAAAGCCUUCACCCAGCGCUGCUCCUUAGAAUCUCAUCUAAAGAAGAUCCACGCCAUUACUCAACAGUAUGCCUACAAAGAGCGUAGAGACAAACUGUAUGUGUGUGAGGAGUGUGGUUUGACUGCACAGACACGGGUCAGUCUGCAGAAUCAUCUUCAAGCUGAACAUCCACAGAGACUAAUAACGAGAAAAAGCAACUAUACAUAACACAUCACUGUGUUCACCUGAAACCCCCCAAAUAUAGUGCUGAGUAAAAAUAGAUAAAAUUAGAAGAAUUACUGAUAUAUGAUAAUUAAUCAUUUUUUUACACGCUACACGCUACAUACUUUUGUACAGUCAGUAAUACUUUAGGCAGAACCAAAUGUCUAAACAGGAAAAUAAUUCUGAUGAAUUGAAUUGAAUCACAAAUGACACUGAAGCAAUAAAUUGUUGAAGGCAUAUUUCACCAAAAAAUAAAAUUCUGGUGUGUUGUAAAAGAUGACCCUAUUUUUUUUUUCUUGAACGUAUAGUCUUGUGAAAAAGAAAUACACUUGAUACUUGUUAAAAAAGAGUGUUUAUUAUGAAAAUAAUAUACUUUAAAUAAUAUAGCCUACUUAAGUGCAAACUGAAUGUAAUGUUUUUGGAAACUUAACCAAAUGUUAU
Megalobrama amblycephala (Wuchang bream) is the source of this 2315-nucleotide messenger RNA. RefSeq names its product ovo-like zinc finger 1b (gene ovol1b). The record is from RefSeq and is a predicted model, not a curated record. Gene Ontology annotation, molecular function: RNA polymerase II cis-regulatory region sequence-specific DNA binding; DNA-binding transcription factor activity, RNA polymerase II-specific. The coding region runs from base 939 to 1880 and encodes 313 amino acids. Gene Ontology annotation, cellular component: nucleus. The transcript has 4 exons. NCBI's taxonomy places the organism in Eukaryota, Metazoa, Chordata, Actinopteri, Cypriniformes, Xenocyprididae. Gene Ontology annotation, biological process: regulation of transcription by RNA polymerase II; epidermal cell differentiation.